AUGGGCUUCACCGACUUCGUCUCCGACGCUGGCCUUACCCUCCUUAACAACUGGGUUUCCACUCGCAGCUACAUUGUUGGCUACGCUCCUUCCCAGGCUGAUGUCGCCGUCUUCAAGGGCGUGAGCGCCGCCCCCGACGCUGCCAAGUUCCCCCACGCUGCCCGCUGGUACAAGCACAUCGCCACUUUCGAGGCUGAGUUCGCUACUCUGCCCGGUGACGCCUCCAAGCCCGUCACCGAGUACGGCCCUGAGGCCGCUGAGCUCGCCGUCAACCCCGCCAAGGCUGCUGAGGAGGAGGAUGACGAUGUCGACCUCUUCGGCUCUGACGACGAGGAGGAGGACCCUGAGGCCGUGAGGGUCAGGGAGGAGCGUCUGGCUGAGUACAAGAAGAAGAAGGAGGGCAAGACCAAGCCUGCCGCCAAGUCCAUCGUCACCCUCGACGUCAAGCCCUGGGAUGACGAGACCAACAUUGACGAGAUGGCUGCGAACGUCAAGGCUAUCGAGAUGGACGGCCUUGUCUGGGGUGCCUCCAAGUUCGUUCCCGUCGGUUUCGGUAUCAAGAAGCUCCAGAUCAACCUGGUCGUUGAGGACGACAAGGUCUCUCUUGAUGACCUCCAGGCGAAGAUCGAGGAGGACGAGGACCACGUCCAGUCCACCGAUGUCGUUGCCAUGCAGAAGUUGUAG
This is a messenger RNA of Lasiodiplodia theobromae, 684 nucleotides long. RefSeq names its product Elongation factor 1-beta. Gene Ontology annotation, biological process: translational elongation. Gene Ontology annotation, cellular component: eukaryotic translation elongation factor 1 complex; cytosol. The coding region runs from base 1 to 684 and encodes 227 amino acids. The record is from RefSeq and is a predicted model, not a curated record. Gene Ontology annotation, molecular function: translation elongation factor activity; guanyl-nucleotide exchange factor activity. NCBI's taxonomy places the organism in Eukaryota, Fungi, Ascomycota, Dothideomycetes, Botryosphaeriales, Botryosphaeriaceae. The transcript has 4 exons.